Tachysurus fulvidraco (yellow catfish) is the source of this 5231-nucleotide messenger RNA. RefSeq lists its product as uncharacterized. The transcript has 9 exons. Gene Ontology annotation, molecular function: protein binding. NCBI's taxonomy places the organism in Eukaryota, Metazoa, Chordata, Actinopteri, Siluriformes, Bagridae. The record is from RefSeq and is a predicted model, not a curated record. Bases 287 to 3058 code for a protein of 923 amino acids.
GGGGGAGGGAGCGAUAAAUAUUUUAUAACCCAAGACAUUUCUUUUACUAAAAGUUAAGAUAAAAAAAGUUACAUCAUGUUUUUUACUGUAUAUUUUACACUUUAUGUAGGGAUUUUGUACUUAGGUUCUAUUUGUAACUUGUUUACAACAAGAACUAGGACGUGUUUCCCCCGCGACUGUAACGAGUGGUAGCGCCCUACAGCGAGCGGUACGCACAGUAAAGGCGCGAGUGCGCUAGUGUGUGAGAGGAGCUCAGUGAAGACGCUCCGCGCUCCACAUCCUGUGCAUGAAGAUGACGGAGAACAUUCGCUCGCUGUCUGACCGCCGUGAACCGCUGGGGAUGGACAGAGACAGAGGCGGAGAAGUCAACAAACAGCCUCCGGCUCGGGGCCGUGGUUGCAGUAGGAAGAGAAAGGGCACACCAGUGAAAGUGUGUGAUAGAGUAUUUGCCACAGAAGACGACGAGGAGAACACGAUGGAACACAGCUAUGGACCAGGUAAUGGACAGGGAAGAGCAGAGCACAAACACAGAUCUAGUCCAUACCGCAACUCUGAAUCUACUCAAACCUGUCCUGCUGAGGCAGGGGAGCAGAGCUCCAUCAGCGGGAGGGGAGCCGUUCUUUAUCCACCGCCCAACUGCCGCAUCCGAGAGGUGCACUGUGGCAAUCAGGUGCGGCUGGUCGUCGUCGCCAUUCGCGACAUCACCAAAGGCGAAGAGAUCACCGUCGACUAUAAUCCAAGCGAGUGGGGGGAAAAUACCAUGACAAGGGGUUCAUCUGCUGCAGCAAGCGAGCUAUCUCCUGACCAUGAGAAGAACAUUAAGAAGGAGGAGGAGUCUGGGUCUGGUCCUGUAUCAGAUUAUGUCACUCCGUCCUGGUCCCUCUCACCUAAAUCCUCUCAGCUGUCGCACUCUGAGAUCAGUGACUCAGAUGAUGCAGAGCCGCGUAGCCGGACGCCUCGCCGCCGCAAAAGGAAUCGCAAAAUGUCCUCUUCAGCUGCAGCCAACACUAAUGCUAACACAAACGACAAGAAGAAACCCCCUCAUCCCCUUAAUCAUCGCCCACCAGGCCGACCUCCAUCCCAGCCUCUACCCCACUCCCUGCCCUCGUGCCCCACUCAGCCUCCUGCACCCUCCAGGCCUGUGUUUAAAUGCCCCGCCCCUGCUGGGGUUGGGGGCAGCACUGUUAAUGCGAGCGCAGGUAGAGGCAUGAGCCCUGCGAUGCAGAAGCAGUGUUGUGUGUACUGCGGUCGCCAUUACCGCUCCCUCCAGCACCAUCUAGACAAGCACCACACUCACCAACAAGAUGUACGUGCAGCCAUGUUGAAGUCACAAGGCUCCGCCCACCUGCCUCAUUUCCAUGCUUCUCUGCCUUCAUCCUCCUCUUCCUCUUCUUCUGCCUCUGGCCACAAUCACAACCACAGAGAAGCCAUUGUUAUUCCCACACAACAGUCUCCACCCACUCCUCCUCCUCCUCCUUCUGUUUCUCCAGCCAGAAAGAGCCCUGCUCUUACAAGCCCCUCCCUGCGUAAAAGUCCCGCCACUCCUCCACCCACUACACCACCCAGAAGGGGAGGAGGUGUCCCUGUGUCGGUGCUGAAGAGAAGCCCACCCACACCGGCGACUCUGCCCAGGAAAGUGGGACGUAAAAAGAAAGAAAAAGAAGAAUUAGACGUGAUGGAGAAAAUGAAAGAGGAGUUUGUUGAGGCGUCGAAGCACGUGGAAGACCCGAAAUUGGAGGAGGAAGAGAAUGAAGAGGAAGGAGAGGAAUAUGAUGACAGCGGUGCUGAGGACAAGAGUGACCUGUCCAGUUCUCGCCGUCCACACAUGCUGCCCCUGCUCUCGUCUCUCUCCUCCCUUGUCCUGUACCUGCGGCGUCUCCAGCACUCGGCCUUCAUCUCUCUUUCACGUUCCCCUCAGUCAGCUGAAGCUUGGCGUCUGCUCUGCCACUCCAGCCUGGCGCUUCUCAUCCUCUACAACCGUCGCCGGGAGUGUGAGGUCUCUAAACUCACCAUCCCUGAAUACCAGGCUCGGAUUACCCCUCAGUGCUCUGCUCCGUUGCCCACAAGUGCUCUUACACCCCUCGAAGCCUCCCUUUCCCCAUUUGAGAGGCUUGUCCUUCCCCAUCUCCCUCGAGUGGGCGUACAGGGCAAACGAGGACGCGUGCAGCCGCUGAUUCUGCCCCCUCACUCGGAACACUGCCUAGAGCUUCUGUUACAAACAAGAGCAGGGGUCGGGGUGGAUCCGCAGAACCCUUACGUGUUUGCUCGGCCGUACCAUUCUCCCGCCACGCCUCUGAGAGGUACAGAUCUGCUCAGAAAUCUGGCCAAAUCGAGUGGAACGCGCCAUCCGAGAGCACUGACCCAGACACGUGUCCGUAGGCAAGUCGCAAUUCUUACUCAGUUACUGAUGCUGAGCGAAGGUGAAGAGGAGAAUCAGCAUGGAGCUGCACAGCUGAGAUUAGAGAACUUUCUGCAGAAAGAGUACCAUGUGACCCAGAGUUGCGCAUCUAUCGGUCAAGACCCGGGACUCAUGGGACUGAUCGGGCGUGUGGUACUGUGUGGGGAGAGAGACGGCGUACUGUUCAGAGGGAUGAGUCUCCAUCAUAUCUGUUUAGAGCUGGAUGUGAUGUCAGGGAAUUCUGCAGAUUCUCUGUCUGAGGAAUCGGAUGGAGAGCAAGAGAAGGAUAAGAGCGAGUCUUCUGCCAUCAUGAUUAAAAAGUCCUCCAGCGGCACCAAAACCCCUCGGGUCAAGAAGAUGUCUCCGUUCUCUCCAAAUCGCAAGAGGGGUUCAGGACAGGCCAAAACAGGUAAGCGUGGCGUCCUGAAGCGUCCUUGGUCGGAGGCGGAGCGGGCCGCGGUGGAGUCCCACCUGGUGCGGAACAUCAUGGAGCUGCGCGUUCCCGCUAAAGCAGACUGUGAGCGCUGUCUGGAGCAGUGUCCUCUCCUGGUCACCAACCACAGAGACUGGAGAGCCAUCAAGUUCUACUGUCACAACCGCAUCCAACUGCUGAAAAAAACACAGCAGCGACAGAGUCCGCCCGCCUUGUCCGUCUGCUGAGACGGCCAAUCGCAAAGCCUGCUAGGGAAAGGUAGGAGGAGUCAGAGGUAGCGACUAAAGCAGACUAUAAAGGUGUACAGAUUUGACGGUGUUCCCUGUUUGUGUACAAUCACCAGGCAUUUUUAGUUAUUAAAGCUAGAAGACUAGAAGUGUCAGCGUUUCUGCACAUUAAUGAAGUCCUGUAAUGAUAAAACAGAUUUUUUUUUUAUUAUUAUUAUUAUUAUUAUCAGUUUAUUCUUCUUCUCGUGUUAAUUUAUGUGUCAAAAUGGAAAUGUAUCCUGUCGAUAUUGUGAUAUUUCUAAAUAUCCCGAUACGAAUUGUGUUUUUAUUUUUUACCUUCUGUAAAUCCUGUCUCACAGUUACAGAAAUACUCAUCGUGACAUUCAGAUAUCACAAUACUGACGUCAGACCGUCACAUUGUCCUGGUCCUGGUCUCUACACACACAACACUAAUUUCACUAGUAAUCAGCUUCUGCUAUUUAUUUGACGACGUGAAAGUUUCAGUGGUGCUUUUUCCCCUAACGAGCGACUCCUAAACAAAACAGAAGAAAAGCGGCGUCCGAUACUUCAAACGGUUUCGCGUCCGUCUCCGUACGAUCGCCGCGGCGCCGGCGUUUCCACAUAGAAAAAAUGUCUUAAGAUCUUUAAAGGGGGAAAUAAAUAAAUAAAUAAAAAGUCAAGUUUGCAGUGUAUUCGUCACGUUUCCUCCCGAAGAGCCGUGCAUGAAAGAAGGAAGGAAAGAAGUAUAAGUGAAGGAUAAAUAAAUUCCUCAUUUAAUCUCAUUAAUCAAACAUUUCAUGCACGAAUUUCUCCUUCAGUCGUUCAGGACUCUUCGCAACCUUGACUAAAAAAAAAAAGAUUCAUUUGCUACUUAAAAAAAAAAAAACGUGUUAACUUCCUCAGUCUAUUUUUUAUAUUCUUCAUGAAGUAUAUAGGGGAUCAUCGGGGAACGCUCGUGUUAGUAUUCACUACGCUCUAUUUUUCACGUGAAUACGUUUCCGUGGGUUCUGUCCAGGCGUAAAAGUCAUCGCUCGGACACUUUGAACAGGUCAUGUAGAACCUAGAAGUCUUAGAGUCUAGAAAAGUAACUCGGCACGGAGCAGCGGCGGCUGUUUAGUGUUCCGGGUCUGCAUCAGAACGGAGCCUGGAUCGGGUUCUAGAACAGCGGUGUAACGAUUUAAACAGGAUUUUUUUUUUUUUUUUUUUAACAAUGUUUAGAGAUGGUUCUAGUUAAAGGGCGACGGGACGGAACACCGGGACAAACGUUCAGAACGUUUGAUCUUUUGGCUUUAUGAUUUGUUGUGAUAACGAAACGGAGUCGGUUCAGGUUCUAGAAUGAUUAAAAGAUUAGAACAGAAUCGGUUCUCGUCCUUGUUCCGUCAGCUCAGAGCUUUUUGAUGGGUCAGAACCUGACUUUAGAUGUUUAGAGGGUUAAACUGUUAUGAUGCAGAACAGAACCGUGAUGAUUAGUACUGGUCUAGUUCUGGAACAGCAGAGUCUUUGCGGAGUCUAGAGGAGUAUCUCGGACCUACUGCUCAGACACUUUAGAUCGUUAGGAUUCUAGAACUGUAGCUUAAAGACUCGAACAGGAGCUUUUUGUUGGUUCCGGUUCUAGCCCUCGAUUAUAGAACAGCCGAGGAAUUUUUUUUUUUUUGCGAGGUGUUCGGUUUUAAUCUAGAGCCGUAGCUCAGACGGUCUUACGGGACAUUUUUAUACGGUGUUCGUUCUAGAAGGUAGCUCGCAUAUUUCAGUUAGAACCUUUUAGAGCCGGGUCCGGUUCUAGAGAAGUAGUUUAGAUAUUCUGGCAGAAGGAUUUAUAUUGGUGUUGGUUCUAGAACAGUAGCUUGAGAUAUUUCUAACUGAAUGUUUUGUUCUGAAACGGUAGCUCGGACGUUCUCACCGGAUAUUUGAAAGAAUGCAGGUUCUAGAACAGUAGCUUGGAUGUUUUGUCAGAACCUUGAAGCAGGUUCUUGUACCGGAGCUGAGACAUUCUAACACAGAGUUGAGAGCGGGUUCAGGUCGCGUGUAAUUGUUGCUUAACGAGGUUGAUUCAAUGAGCUUUACUUCUAUAAGUGUGUGUGUGUGUGUGUGCGUGUGUGGGUGCGUGUGUGUGUGGGUAUACGUGUGUGUGUGUGUGUGUGUGUGUGUACGUGUGCACGUAUCUAUUUCUACA